Sorghum bicolor (sorghum) is the source of this 1736-nucleotide messenger RNA. RefSeq names its product probable ADP-ribosylation factor GTPase-activating protein AGD11. The record is from RefSeq and is a predicted model, not a curated record. The transcript is spliced from 9 exons. Gene Ontology annotation, molecular function: phospholipid binding; GTPase activator activity. The coding region runs from base 259 to 1416 and encodes 385 amino acids. NCBI's taxonomy places the organism in Eukaryota, Viridiplantae, Streptophyta, Magnoliopsida, Poales, Poaceae.
ACACAAACAAGGGAGAAAAAAAACCAAAGACGAAAGAGGGAAGAAACGGAAGAACACCAAGAAAUUGGCGAAUCCCUGACGCCCCCCCUACCUUCAAUUCUCACCCGCCUGCCCUGGUUGUUUAUCCAGCCAAUUUGAUUAGGGCGCCACACGGAACCCUGGUUCUUGAUUUUGAUUCAAUCACGGGUUGUGUGGUCAUGGCGGGUCACCCCGUUCUUCUUCUCUUCCACGAGUUCAGGAGGUAGGGUGAGAGAGAACAUGGAACGACAGGGGAUGGAGGGCAACAAUCUUCUGCAUUUUCUUAAUACCCCAAGCGCUCAUUACAGCAGGACUUGCGACAGAUUUGAAGCCCAGCAAGGUGGCGAUGAUAAUUCCGAGACAUCAGAUACCGAUCCGGCUAAUGCAAGGGAAAUGUUGGAAUAUUUAUUGAACCAACCAGCAAACAAAUACUGCGCAGACUGUGGCAAUCCAGAUCCAAAAUGGGCGGCCCUGCCUUUUGGUGCAUUCAUCUGCAUUAAGUGCUCUGGAACUCAUAGAAGUCUUGGUGUGCACAUAUCAAAGGUGAUUUCUGUGAAUCUGGAUGAUUGGACAGAUGAAGAAGUCAACUGUUUAGCUGAAUCAGGUGGAAAUUCUGUUGUUAACACAAGGUUUGAAGCCUUUUUACCCGAGAACAAAAAGCCAAAACAUGAUUGUUCAACUGAGGAGCGUAAUGAUUUUAUCAGGAAAAAAUACCAGUUUCAACAGUUUGUGUGUGAUCCACAAUUUUCAUGCCCUUUACCACUUAACAGAAAGCAUGCACCACCAGAUAAAAGUCACCAGCAGCAUAAUAGCAGCAAAUAUGGUUUUGGCCAUACUUUUAGGAAUAGCUGGAGAAAAAAGGAUUCAGAUAACAAAGGCCUAAAGAAAAUGUCGGAUGUGGGAAUGAUAGAAUUUGUUGGAUUAAUCAAGGUCAAUAUCGUAAAAGGCACAGAUUUAGCUGUUCGUGAUGUGAUGUCGAGCGAUCCAUAUGUCAUGAUUAAUCUAGGGCACCAGUCCAUGAAAACAAGGGUGAUAAAGAACACCCUGAAUCCUAUCUGGAACGAAAGACUAAUGCUUUCGAUCCCUGACCCAAUUCCACCUCUUAAGCUGCAAGUAUUCGACAAGGACACAUUCAGCUCCGAUGACCGGAUGGGGGAGGCCGAGGUGGACAUCCGGCCACUGAUUGCAGCAACGAAGGAGCACGAGAACUCGACCAUCACCGAACCGACAGAACUCUACAGGUGGUCAGCCAGUGAAGACAGCAACGGCGUGCUCGCCAAGGACAGCGUCAUCUCCGUUGCGAAUGGCAACGUCAAGCAGGAGAUCACACUGAAGCUCCAGAAUGUCGAGCGAGGUGAAAUCGAGAUCGAGAUCGAGUGCGUGCCACUCAGCCAGUAGCAGUUUUUCAUCGUGAAGAGGACUGGAAGCAAAAACAGGGAGAAGACAAUACAUAAUGCUCCAUUGUUGUGACACUGACACUGCUUUGCAAUGCACAGAGAGACCUUCACUUCAUUCCGUUUCUUUGCUCCAUGCCUGUAAUUCGUGUUGUGCAUGUGUGAGAUAUGUUGUACGGUAGAUAGGCAAAGGGAAAUUAUCUACUUGUAUUGUAUUACUUUGAUUUUAGGCAUAUGGUUGAACUAUUUUCAGUAGAUUUCCAGACCCCGGUUGUUAGUUUUCCGUUCUUCACGCUGGAUAGGGAUAAAGAAUAUUGUAUUCUA